UGUACUGUAGCUGCCCCUAACCCUACAACAAUAACAACAUAGUUUUAAUUCUCGCAAAAUGACAGAAGAGCUAUAUCAAAUCUUCCACAGCGCUCAGGAAGUGUACGAUUAUCUCCAGACAUUCCAAAACAGAACACUGACAAAGUUCUGCCUCGACUGCUGCUCUUCACACUUUGGAGAUCAAAACUGGAGACCUUACAUCGGAGAAAAGAGUCGAUUAUACUGGAGAAAUGACCAGGCCAAGAUUCCAUUUGAUGGUGUCCCAUUUAUGUUUGGAGGUGUUAAGUCAUGGCGGUGUCAUCAAGGACCAGAUUUUGGCAAAAGAAGAAAGGAGAAAUAUAGAGAGCAGCGGGAUAGGUUAGAGCGAGAAGGCCAUGUACAGAUAAAGCGCAGAACACCACCUGUAUCAAAGAAGAUUGGCUGUCCUGCCAUGAUAUACGCUCACCAAUUGGUAAAGUUUCCUGGAUAUAAGGUAUCAACAGACAGUGAACCUUCUAAAAGACACAGAGACAAAAUGAAAAAAAACUUAUUGCAAGAAGUCAAGAGUGAAGUAGGGAUUCAGAUGGAGAUUUUAUUUCUUGUCAGACUCCCGGUGCUGACUGACCACAAUCAUCCUGUUCCUAAUGAUAGUAGCAGAAAAUGUCGAAGAUCUCAGAAGAUAAAAGCCAUUGCUAGGACUGAACUACCAAAAUUACUAAUUACAGAAGAAGCAGAUUUAAGUGACACAGAUUUUCUCCACACAUUUAGAGUCACAAAGUCUGUGUAUCAGUUCCUGGUAGGAGAAUGGCAGAAUGAUGUGGCAGAGAGCCUAAAGAUAGAAGGAGUGCCAGUAACUGAGUUGGACCAGUAUAAACACCAAGUUUUGGCUGCAUUAUACUAUUUGGGUUCAGCUGAAAAAUUGGCCUCUGCAUCUGAAAGAUUCAACAUGUCACCAAUUGCCUUUCUGAACACUACUAUCAGUUUUACUGACUUCCUGAUAAGACGGCAAGAUAUAUAUGUGACCAUGCCAGCACUAGAAGAGAGGUUAGUUAUUGCUGAGGCUGUCAAAAAUGUUUCUGGCUUCCCUGGUGCUAUGGGGGCAAUGGAUGCAGCACUGAUUCACAUGAGGACUCCAGCUGGCUCUGAGAAGCAAGAUUACUGCUAUGAUAAAUGUAAGGCAGGAUCCAAAUGUGCCUUUGUUCUCCAGUUCAUAGUGGACCACAGACUUAUCUUUCGAGAUAUUCACUUAGAUGCUCCAAGUGCUGGUACACGUAUUCAGAUAUUUCAGGAAUCAAGUGCAUGGUUUUUCUUACAAAAUCUGACGAGCUCAGAAACGCAUGUUGUUGCCCCAGCUGUGUAUCCCCUUGCUCCUGCAAUCAUGACGCCACACAUGAAUGAAAUACUCUCCUACCAGGAGGCAUUAUUUAAUGAAAACCACAAAGAAGCUCAUAAGCUGGCAGGUAAUGCCAUGGCAUUAUUCAAGUCAAGAUUUAAGCGCAUGCAACAGCUGGACCGCCACAUCGAGAACAACAGCAAGUUUUUGAGGGCUUCUUGCAUUCUUCACAAUAUUGCUUUAAUUCACGAACCUGAAUUGGUGUUGGAUAAAUUGUCACUGGAAUACAACAGAAAUGUGGAUGAUGAUGGCUGGCAUCAUGUGGGAAAAGAAGAAAUUGUUGCUGAGUUUGGUAUUCUUGGUGGAGAAGAGAAGAGACAUUAUCUCACAACUGUAAUGACAACUCACUGUGAUGGUGUCUUGUCUUGUGUAGAAUUUCCUUAAUAGUUUGAAGUUGGCAUGUAAAGCAAUGCAUGAUGAUUAAUAGACAGCUAUCCCAGUAGGAAUGUUUCUUCCAAGAAGUCAUAUGUCAUUAGUCUUGGCAAGCACAAAUUAUAUAUAUAUAUAUAUAUAUAUAUAUGUUGUACCUAGUAGCCAGAACGCACUUCUCAGCCUA
Procambarus clarkii (red swamp crayfish) is the source of this 1928-nucleotide messenger RNA. RefSeq lists its product as uncharacterized. Gene Ontology annotation, molecular function: DNA-binding transcription factor activity. Lineage: Eukaryota; Metazoa; Arthropoda; Malacostraca; Decapoda; Cambaridae. The record is from RefSeq and is a predicted model, not a curated record.